CCACCAAAUUCGGUCGUAGAAUUCCCCAUUAGCCUCCUCGGGAAUUUUAAUAAACAAACAAAGCUCCGCGUUAGCCACGAAGCCCGUUGACUGACGCCACCUUCUUAAAGUCUCCCUCUCUCCCUUAUUAUAAACCGAACCUCCCUCUCAUUUCCCAAGCUCAAAAUCUCAUCAAUCUCUUCCUCCCAAUUUCUUGAAGGAAAAACCCCACAAGAUCGAUCAGAAAUGCAAGAGGCGAUUCCUUACAAGACGUGGCUGCCCCACUACACCACGACCAAGCAGCCGCUGCUCAACAGCGACGUCCUCGCGGCGGAGGUGGUGUCGGAGAAUGCCAUCAUCGUCUUCGCCCGCCGGGGCUGCUGCAUGACCCACGUCCUCAAGCGGCUGCUCCUGUGCGUGGGAGUCAACCCGCCGGUGUUCGAGGUCGACGACGACAACGAGGCCCGGCGGGUGUUGAAGGAGCUGCGGACGGUGGCCGGGGAGGAGGUUCAGUUGCCGGCGGUGUUCAUUGGCGGGAAGUUGUUCGGAGGGUUGGACAGGGUUAUGGCCACUCAUAUCACCGGCGAAUUGGUUCCUAUUCUCAAACAGGCUGGAGCCUUGUGGCUUUGAUUAUUUCUCAGUUCUCUCCCUCCCCUUUUUCCAUUGACGUUGACUUUUGCCAAUCACCAAAUUAGGGUCUGCUGGCUGCUGCUGUAAAUUAACCUUCUGGUGAUUGAACAAAGAGAUGACUGAAUACAAUGGUUAUAUAUUGAGUGGAGAGAAAUAUCUUUUCGUUUGCUUUAUGAAACACCAUAUGUUCUGAAAUCAAAAAGAAAAAGCACAGCUGGCUGAAGGUGUACAAUUUCUUAGCCAAAAACAAAUCUCAUCACAUUUGGAUCAACGUUAUCUUCAGAAUUCUCUGUCAGAGUUCACAUCACCAUCAACCAACCACUAUCAUAUAUCAUCUGAAUCUAAAUACUAUGCGACCAAAUCCACCUGUCAACUCAAAUGCGUAGGAUAUCGAAAAUGAAAACAAGGAACAAUUUUUUUUUAGCAACAAGCUAUAAGGCUAGAUCACUAUGGACAGUAAUGUGAAUCUUACUCGAGGCAGUACAAUUUUCAUAUAACAGUGACCUUAGAAGAAAAACAAGGUAACCCAUCAUCAAAUUGUAUCUAACCAAGAACCGAAAUCAUCCAAAGCUGUAGACUUUGGGAUUGCUUGAGAGGAAGAAGAUCCAGUAUCCGGAGGCAACUGGUUCCUAUGGCUAGUCUGCUGCAAGGCAGUGGAUGUUUCUGCAAGCAAACUAUCAAGCAUGUCGUCUAUAUUUCCAUCAAUGGGUGACAUUUGCGAUGGAUAAGGCACACUCCUAGAUGCCUGUGGCAAAACUGCAGCCUCCUCAGUUGAGAUAGGAAGAGAAGUACCUGAUAUGGAGGCAGAAGGAGGAUCGUCAAGAUUGGUGUCAACAAAUGAGUCAAGAAGCUUGUCCAGCUCUGCUUCAGCAGCUGCUGCCUCGAAUGUGUCAAGUUCUUUUGUAGAGUCUGUGGUGGAAUUGUGAAUAAACUUGGAUUGGGACUCUAGAGAUACAAGGUGAUUGAACGUUUCACCCGCCAGUUCGCGUUCGAAUGGAGAUGAUGUUUCAGAUCCUUGACUGAAUAUUGGUCUAAAUCCUUCAUGGGCUGUAGAUUCCUCAGGUAUUGGGUCAGCAUCUUGAUUCACAAUCUCGACCGUCCUAGAUACGUCUCCAUGAGAUGCAUGCUCUGGCUUAGAUGUGCUUACUACACUUUCACUCCUUUGUGUUGAGGAGCCCUGAUUAUGGCUUGCCUGUGAUCCAUCAUCACACUGUGAAAAGUGAAAAAUUGUCCCAUGAAUAAGCAGAGGGGGGCAGACUGUCGAUUAGCAAUAAAACACAUGUAACAUAAAGACCAUGCUCUAGGCAACAGUCACACUGGGUGAAAAACAGGAACCAAACAACCCAUUAACUGCUUUACCCUGAGUUUGAACAUCCUUCACCAGUAAUCAGUCUGGAUGAUUUUGUGAAUCCACAAGUAUGUUGCAAAUGUCAAAAGCACGCUAGCUCAAAACGUCUUGCUAAUUGUGGCCCGAAUCUAGAUCAAAAGACGACUACAGCGCUAACUGAUAUGUGCUUUAAAUUAAAUAAAUUUGCAUUAGUUACUUUGUACGUAUUGCAUUAAAUUGGCCGUUCCUGUGACCAGUGUUUUGAAGAUUCCCAAAAUUCCAAAUUCUAAUAUAACACUCUGUCUGAUGAUCUUUGAAUAUCUCAAAUGCAUCUGAAUCUUUCUUGCUAUUAGUAGUCUCUUUGAUUCAUCCAAAUUUUCCUAUUGCAUUAUUAGUUACUCCAUCAAACACUUUCUUAAGCCUUAAACAUAAAAUAUGAAUGCUUACUCCAUCAAACACCUUAUUAAGCCUUAACAUAAGACAUGAAUCUACUUGCAACACUAAGAGCUAGUACUUGACGUUCACAUAGAUCUAACAGUAAAGACAAACUUCGAUAGACAAAAGCCAAAUGAAUGGAGUUCAAAUAAUGAUGAUAAGGAAUGUGACUUACCAAGUCUGCUGGUAAUAUAUCUGGUUCAAUGAAAAGCCUCUUCGAGA
Linum trigynum is the source of this 2593-nucleotide messenger RNA. The record is from the annotation of a GenBank genome assembly. Lineage: Eukaryota; Viridiplantae; Streptophyta; Magnoliopsida; Malpighiales; Linaceae.